Schistosoma rodhaini is the source of this 2279-nucleotide messenger RNA. Lineage: Eukaryota; Metazoa; Platyhelminthes; Trematoda; Strigeidida; Schistosomatidae. The record is from the annotation of a GenBank genome assembly.
GGGAGUUUCUAUAAGUUGCUACGUCAAGGUCACAUAUCUCAGUCGAUUAGUUUAUCUCCGACUAUUUGCUACAAUGACAAGACUAUAAUUUGUGGACGACCUUUGUGCACGAAUCCUAAUUAACCUUGAGAAAUAUUAGACAAUCAGUAAAUAGUCAGUAGAGUGAAAAUAUAUUAUACAAAACCAAAGAAUUGAAAUUGAAUAGUAUUUCCUUAGAAUAAAUAAUGUCAUCUGAUUAUUCAGACAAGCCGUUACCUCCUAACUGGGAGUCUCGAUUGGACUCAGAGUCCGGCCUUUGGUUUUAUAUUAAUCAUGAAGAAAAGACUACUAGUUGGGAUGAUCCACGACCUGCAUAUUAUUCUGCUCAACAAUUAGACCGUUUAAAUACUUAUCGAAUGGGUUUUGGUGAUCGACAAGAUUUAAUUGGUGAAUUUUUUGAUAUACCUGAAAUUUCUCCUAAGUCACAUAAAAAUCCAAAAUCUGUUAACCCUAAACCAUGCGAUGAUCGCAAUAAAGAUGUUCCCACUACAAAAACACAUCGUAGUCGAAUUGAACCAAGCGGAGAAUAUUCAUCACGUAAAGAUACUAAUUCCAAAGGAAGAACUACUUCAACUCAUCGUAAUCGUGAAUCAAAAUCAAGUGUUUGUUCACAAAAUGAUAAUGAAUCACAUCAUUCAUCAAUUUAUAUUUCAUCAAAAACAAAUAAAAAACUCAAAUAUGAUUCAUUAUCACCAAAAACAUCAACAGAUAAUGAUGAUCAUGAUGUUAAUGAUGAUGAUGUUUUCGCUAAAGAAUCAUCUAGAAAGGAGAAUCCGUCAAAAUCAAUACAAAUUGAUAAAGAAACACUUCAAACUAAGUUAUCGCUAGAAAAACGCCUUGAUACUCCUACUUCUGCUGCCGUAAUUCUCACUGAUAACGAUCCAUUUCAAAAAGUCAAUACUGCAGAAAUAUCUGUUGAAAAGCAGUCAUUAAAUAAUGGAUCAUCUAUAUAUUCGAAUAGAAGCAUGGGUUUAAUUCUUCCCUCAACAGAAAAAUCACAUCGAUAUCAACCUAUUGGUCCAAAUCCUAAAUUACUUAGUUCACGUAUCAUUCCACAUGGUCCGAAUCCCUUAUUUGUUCAUGGACCAAAUCCAUCAUUAGUACAUGGUUCAAUUUAUCAAUAAGAUUAUAUCUCUUCUCCUUAUGAGACAUAUGAGUAUACUGUCGGUUACUAUGCUAAGCUCACAUAGCUUAUUCUGACCUCUGGACAGGCCAAUUUAACCAUUCUUCAUGAAUCACAUUUUGACCUUGUUAUCAACCUUGACUGCUUUUAUACGAGCGUAUGUGUGUCAGCAUCUUAUCCUACUAUCUGCAUGUCUGUAGCUUAUUUUUGUGUGAAUAUAAGUAUUGAUUAACGCUUGAUUAAAUGGAGUUAGCUCAUGUGCCUCCUCCUGUUACCCCUCGUGGAGGAGCAUAGGCCGCUCACCAGCAUUCUCCAUCCAACCUUGUCCUGGUCAAUCCUUUCCAGUUCGUUCCAGUUGUUAUUCAUCUUUUUCAUAUCUGCUUCUAUUUCCCGACGUAAUGUGUUAUUAUGUGCCUCCUCCUACGCGCAUUAUUUCGUUUCUCUUCGCUCCGCUCCUUUAAUCGUCUUCCUGGAUUAAUGAUUGUACAAAAUAUACAUAUUCGAAAUCCAUUCUCAUAUUUUCACGACUUAUUUCAUUCCAUUAUUCACUAACGCCAGUUAAUUCAAUAGUUAUAUACGACAACGAUAGCUGAUAUGUAUAUCUCAAUAGCAAUCAGAAGCGAUCAACAUGCAAUCCAACUGGAAUUAGAUCUCAGGCCAGUAAAACAAUACAGAUUGUAAUCAUUUAUGAUUCAGUAGCUGAGUGGAUAACGCGAUGGCGUUUGAAGCGAAAGGUACUGGGUUCGAGUCCCUAGAGUGAACAUCAACUCUGAGAUGCAGGUACAUCUGAAAAGAUUACAUAAUCAUUUAUGAUGAAAGCAUUUAUUUAUUACUCAAAUACAUACUACUUUCUUAAAGAAAAGCUUUUCAUUGUAUAACUUCUCUAUGUUGAAUAGAUCUAACAUUUUGAUGUAAGUUUGUUCUCUGAGUUGGAUGACUCGGUCGUGAAGCUUUUCAUCAUCCUUCUGAACGAUAUCAUCAGUACAAAUUCCAACACUUCACUUCUACCCGAAGUUUGUGAUAUGUGAUGCUUAUUGUUUUCGUUGCCCAAUAGCUGUACCAGAAUGUAUAUGUAUAAUAAAUAAAUAAAGAGGACAAUUCACUUGGCCUUUGUUUA